GGGGCGGGGGCGGGCGACGCGGAAGUGCCGGGCGUGCGGACCUGCUGGAGGCGCAACUUCGGGAGAGGGCAGCUCGGCCCCGCCGCCCAGCCUGUGCUCCUGGGCGCAGCCACGCGGGCGCACCGCAGACAGACCCCUUUGCCAUGAACCAGCCUGCUCCCACUGCCGCCCCUCCACCCCGCCGCGUGCGGCUGAAGCCCUGGCUGGUGGCCCAGGUGAACAGCUGCCAGUACCCAGGGCUUCAGUGGGUCAACGGGGAGAGGAAACUCUUCUACAUCCCCUGGCGCCAUGCCACACGGCAUGGACCCAGCCAGGAUGGAGAUAACACCAUCUUCAAGGCCUGGGCCAAGGAGACGGGGAAGUACACUGAGGGGGUGGACGAGGCCGAUCCGGCCAAGUGGAAGGCCAACCUGCGCUGUGCCCUUAACAAGAGCCGGGACUUCCGCCUCAUCUAUGAUGGGCCCCGGGACAUGCCGCCUCAGCCCUACAAGAUCUACGAGGUCUGCUCCAAUGGCCCCGCUCCCGCAGAGUCACAGCCCAGUGAGGAUUAUGCCCCCAUUGGUACAGGAGAGGAGGAGGAGGAGGAAGAGGAAGAGCUCCAGAGGAUGUUACCAAGCCUGAGCCUCACAGAACCUGUGCAGCCCCGCCCCCCCAUGCCACCCUACUCUUUACCCAAAGAGGAUGUCAAGUGGCCACCCACUCUCCAGCCACCUGUGGUGAUUGGCCCGCCUGCUCCAGAUCCCAGCCUCCUGGGCCCUGCCCCUGGCAAUGCAGCUGGCUUUGGGGACCUUCUCCCGGAGGUCCUGCCAAGCCUGCAGCCUGGGGGGCCUCUGGUUGCCAGCCUACCCCCCACAGGCGAACAACUCCUGCCCGACCUGCUGAUCAGCCCCCACAUGCUGCCUUUGACUGACCUGGAGAUCAAGUUCCAGUACCGGGGGCGGCCACCCCGUGCCCUCACCAUCAGCAACCCACAUGGCUGCCGGCUCUUCUACAGCCAGCUAGAGGCCACUCAGGAGCAGGUGGAGCUCUUCGGUCCUGUGAGCCUGGAGCAAGUACGCUUCCCCAGCCCUGAGGACAUCCCCAGCGACAAGCAGCGCUUCUACACAAACCAGCUGCUGGAUGUCCUGGACCGCGGACUCAUCCUCCAGCUACAAGGCCAGGAUCUGUAUGCCAUCCGCCUGUGCCAGUGCAAGGUGUUCUGGAGUGGGCCCUGUGCCUCAGCCCACGGCUCACACCCCAACCCCAUCCAGCGGGAGGUCAAGACCAAGCUUUUCAGCCUGGAGCAUUUUCUCAACGAGCUCAUCCUGUUCCAGAAGGGCCAGACCAACACCCCACCACCAUUCGAGAUCUUCUUCUGCUUUGGGGAGGAGUGGCCUGACCGCAAACCCCGAGAGAAGAAGCUCAUCACAGUACAGGUGGUGCCCGUAGCAGCUCGGUUGCUGCUAGAGAUGUUCUCAGGGGAGCUUUCUUGGUCAGCUGAUAGUAUCCGGCUACAGAUCUCAAACCCAGAUCUCAAAGACCGCAUGGUGGAACAGUUCAAGGAGCUUCAUCACAUCUGGCAGUCCCAGCAGCGGUUGCAGCCUGUGGUCCCGGCCCCUCCUGUGCCAGGCCUUGGUGCUGGCCAGGGGCCCUGGCCCAUGCACCCAGUUGGCAUGCAGUAAUGAGGCUGCAGAUAGUGACUGGCCCAGGCUUCCUGGGCGGCUGUGCGGACUGAUGUGGAGGUGCAGUGGCCCCAGUGGGCACCUGACUGGCUGCAGGGUCCUAUCUCUGGGUUUCCCAGAAGUAGAUUUGGGCCAAGAAGGAGAGGGAAAAGGCCCAAGUUCCAGAUUCUCCCUGCAGAAGCUGAGAGAAGCUGGUUUUGCUCUGAGGGCUCUGUCUCCCUGGAUGAGCCUCUCCUCUACUAGCUUUGGUCUGCUGGCUCUGGAGGAACUCAGCCAUCAGCCCCAGCGAGCAGGGGAGGAACUCCCCCAACCCUGGGGGCCUAGUUGUACAGAGGGAAUUGCCCCAGAGUGGCCCACUCUUGUGGUUGCCCCCAUUUCCUCUGGCAAAAAGAACUAAGUGCUGUGGGCCGGGUCCCCCUCGCAAGGCCUCUGCAGGGCACGGGCCUGAUUUUGGGGUUCCUUAGUUUGAGCCUCGCUUCCUCAUCUUUCUCCCUCCUGAGAUAGAUAUGAGCACUUAGAUAUUACACCAGACACUUAAGACUGGCAGCUACCUCCCUUCUUGAGAGUCCAAGAAUCUUGGGUAGAAAGUAGAAUGUUAUGUAUUUUUGGAUUAAUAAAUGUCAAAAACAGA
Molecule: messenger RNA, 2292 nt
Organism: Equus quagga
Lineage: Eukaryota; Metazoa; Chordata; Mammalia; Perissodactyla; Equidae
Gene: IRF5
Product: interferon regulatory factor 5
Exons: 9
Coding region: 144-1661 (505 amino acids)
Biological process (GO): regulation of transcription by RNA polymerase II; immune system process
Cellular component (GO): nucleus
Molecular function (GO): RNA polymerase II cis-regulatory region sequence-specific DNA binding; DNA-binding transcription factor activity, RNA polymerase II-specific; protein binding
Source: RefSeq, a predicted model, not a curated record